GCGCUCUGACUGCCGCUGGCUUGCGCUCUCAGAUGGAGUGAUCGGUCCCAGCUCAGCAUCCAGCCUUCACACCGGACGGUGCGCCUGUGAGAGGAAGAGCAGAGCCGCUCUCUGUCGUUCAGCUUUUCAGCUUCUUCACUGAGUUUACAGCCUCGCAGACAGAACUUUGGCCUUUUUGGAGCUUCGGAUCUUCGUUUUACAACAUUUCAUCCCGGCGUAAACAAGCGGAAUUUAAGCUUUGGAGGAGAGCGCAGCGGAGGUCUGGAGAUGAACCCCCCGUGUGCCCGCUGUGGCAAGAUCGUGUACCCGACGGAGAAAGUCAGCUGCCUGGACAAGAACUGGCACAAAGGAUGUUUCCACUGCGAAGUUUGCAAGAUGACGCUGAACAUGAAGAACUACAAAGGCUAUGAUAAGAAACCCUACUGCAACGCACAUUACCCCAAGACAUCAUUCACCAUCGUGGCCGACACUCCAGAGAACCUGAGACUGAGACAGCAGAGCGAGCUGCAAAGCCAGGUGAAGUAUAAGAAAGACUUUGAGGAGAGCAAAGGUCGAGGGUUCAGCAUCGUGUCCGACACUCCGGAGAUGCAAAGACUCAGAAGGACUCAGGAGCAAAUCAGCAACGCAAAGUACCACGAGGACUUUGAGCGGGCGCGCGGCCGAGGGUUCACGCCGGGGUUGGACGAUCCCAGCAUGGAGCGCUACCAGAGAGCCAAUCAGAUGAUGGGAGAGGCGGGCUACAACAAAGGCAUGCACCACCAGGUGACAGAGAUGGACAGACGACCAGGAGGCAUCAUCGUAGACCUGAAGGUGUGGAGGGCAGACCCAGGCUCCAUCUUUGACUUUGACCCUCUUGAGGACAACAUUCAGUCCAAAAGCCUGCGCAGGAUGUCUGCUCCUGUGCUCCCUGGAGCAUACCAUCAGGGCGUCCAGAUGCAGCAGCAGCAGCAGUAUCACGGCUACAUGCAUCAGACCAGCAUGUCAUCUGUCAGAUCUGUCACCUCUCCUCCACACUCAGGCACCAUGCGUGUUUACCGGGCGCUGUAUGACUACGCGGCUCAAGACCACGAUGAGGUGUCAUUCAGGGACGGCGAUGUCAUCAUCAACGCUCAGCCCAUCGACGAGGGCUGGAUGUACGGCACCGUGCAGAGAACCGGCAAGUCCGGCAUGCUGCCGGCAAACUACGUGGAGUGUUGCAACUAAAGCGGAGAGGAAGACGAGUUUGUGAGAGACAGCGGAGGAGAUGAAGUGAGACGGGGCUGAAGUUCACAGUUACAUCCACCUUCAGCGUUAUAAAAGCCGAGCUGGUGAUGUUCUUUGCAUUUCAGGGCUCAUUUAUAUUUUCAGUGUUAUGGGAAACGGGAAAGACAGGUGAUAGAUUGUUAAGCUGUUCUGGUCCAUUUUAAAAACAGGAAAUUAUGUUUAAAAUAAUAAUAAUAAUAAUAAUGAUACAUUUUAUUUAAAAAUAGCACCUUUCAAAGCACCCAAGGACACUGUACAACGAAUAAAAACACAAAAACUGGAAAUGUACACAGUAAUAAGAAUAACAGAUAAAAGUUAAGAGCAUACAGAGGUUUAAACAUAAGCAAUUUUAAACAGAUGAGUUUUGAGGGUGGACUUAAAAAGAGGGAAUGAACUAAUAUUUCUGAGGUCAGGGGGUAAGGAAUUCCAAAGUCGAGGGGCAGAGCAACUAAAAGCCCCGCCCCCCAUUGUAAUCAGACGAGCGGAAGGAACAGAGAGAGAAAGAGAAGAUGAAGAUCUGAGGCACCGGGAUGGGAGGUUCAUCUGUACUAAAAAAGUAAGUUUAAUGGGUUUUAAUUAGAUGUGAUGGAUAACAAAGCUGCAGCUUCUUUCAGAAUAAACACAUCUGCUCAACAGCCAAUCAAAGAGCAGUUUCUACACUUAAAGGUGAAGGAAACGGACCAGGAUGCAGUGCAGCAGAGCAGGGUGGGCUAUGAUUAAAGAGGGCUGCUUGGGGAAGGCCUUUCCUGUAUCUGAUGGACACAAAACUCCACUGAUCAGAUCCGUCUAUCAGGUCCAUCGCUUAUUGGCAAAUACAUCUAUUUCAGCUCCAUUCAGGCCUUUUCUACAGUAUCUCCAAAAUUAUUCUUCUUGUUAUGUAAAAUUAGUAUUUAUGUAAAAAAAAAAAGAAAGAAGAAAUUUACAAAAAAUCUACACAAAAUAUUAUGAAGCACUGUCCAGAAAUAUGUGCAAAGUCAUGGAAACCAAUUUCACUUUUUUUGACUGGCACAGCUCUUAAAUAAUUACAUGGAACUCAAAUCUGUAAACUCCUGGAGUUUCAUCCAUGUCAGUCCAAAAGCAGCUGCAGAAUCAGCAUCAGUAGUAACCUCGAGGCUCUGGUCACGUCUCAAAGUUACUGUAUGUGGUUUGAAACAGAGUGAAAGUGCGCAGGAGGAAGGUUUAGGAUCUGAGCUGGAAAUGAACCACAAGCAGCUUCAUGGUUCUUCUUUAGGUGGCACUGAAAUAUAUAUUUUUUAAUUUAGGCAUUAAAAGAAUCUAUUGGGCAGAACUGUCUGGUGUAAAAAAAUUAAUAGAUAGAAGAUAGAUAAACCUUUGUAAUUUGACACUAAGCGCUGCAAUGCACUGAACAUCAUGAGCUGGUGAUAUCAGUUAAUAAUUGACCUGACGGGGAAUUUUCUUUUGAUGAGCGGUGGAUAAAGAGAAAAAAGCAGAUGGAGGGAUAAAUCUAGCAUGCUGUCAUGUUUUAUGAGAAUAUAGAAGAGGAGCAAACGACAGAAGGAUGCAUGAAGAAAAGCGGUGAGAGAGACUAGAAACAACUAAAGUGUAACUUUUUAAUCACCUGUGACAAACUAAAAGAGGAAAUGAAGAAGGAAUGAGCAGUAUUAAUCUAAUUUAUAAUAAAACAGGAAUUCAGACAAGACUCCUAAACUGCAGCUCUGGGUGUGGUCUGUGUUUUUAAUACUGCCAACAACGCCCAGGAAAAGACCACAAAACCUCGUUUCAGCUCCACAUGUCGAUUAAUCCACAACAAAUUCACUGUAAUCUCACUACAUCCACAUAAAAGACUCAUAAAUGUUUCAUACUUCAAAUGAACGUGUGAUAAGCCGAAUCAAAGUCCUUGUUCAUUGUUGAAAACUGCUAAUUAGACUCAUAAACUCAUGAUAUAAGUCACUGCUUGGCAAAUUAUCCUAACAGGCACUGCAGUCAGCUCACACUGCAGAUGAGAGGCUCCUUAAACAUAAAGGCAACCAAAUCUGAGAAAAGUUCUUACUCGGGUCAUUUUUUAAAUAUUCAGAUUACAUUUGUGCCUUUUACCUACUAUGAAAUGUUUCAGUUAUACACUUUGCAUUUUUAAUUUGCAUUUUUUUCCAAAAUGUUUUAAGUUUAAAAGACCCAAAGUAACAGAACAAACCUAUUCCACCCUCACAAGACAAAAUCCCAGAUGAACAAAAACAGAUCAAUAAAAAAGUCCAGCAGGAAAUAACAAAACCAACAAUUGCUGCUCCAUCGGCAGGUUUCCCCACCCUCAACCAAAUUUCCUCUCAUCAAACGCGGUGUCCCUGUGCUCUGAUCAAACUCACUCACUACAGAGUGGAUCUGAUGGAUUUCCUAUUCUUAUUAAAUUCGUGUUCAGAUGUGAGAAAAACAGUUUUAGUCUUUAUUCUUUAAAAUAAAAGGAAAAUGCUGCCUAUAGCUUCCCCCUUAUUCAGAAGGGUCCCCACAGCAGGCAGCGGGUUUGGUUUGGAGGGUUUUCCUGGUUUUGUGUCUCUGGCUGGAGUUGAACUGGGGAUCUUUUUAACUGCUUCACUCUGGCACCACCAGAAUAAAGAAUACAAAUGAAAACUGAAUUCAAAUGUUGGCAUAAUGCAAAUUUGAUAUGAUGUCAACAAGUACAAAGAGUUGUCCUGUUUUAAGGCCAUUAUUAAGAUGCAUAAAAGAAUAAGUGCUGUAAGACCUCUUACAGUCCGCAGGUGCUCAUCAGGGAGAGACACCCAUAAAACAGACCCCCUACUAUCUGUGCACUGAGGUCUGAGGGACCUCCCAGGAAUGCUGACACUAUUUUUCACAUUCCAGAUAUCUCUUGAUCUCUAAUGUAGAACAUGACCUGCUCCAGAGCAGGUCUGUGGUUCUGAAAAGCCAGGAUUAAACCAAAGUUACCUGGACGAGCCCAAAUACUGCUCUGUCAGCCAUCGAUGCCACUGAUGAAACAAAUAUGGUCACAUGCUGACACGUUUAUGUGAUCUGAAGGGAAUCCAGAAAGCACAGAGAGAUGAACUGAGACACUGAUGGUUUUUGGUCUUUUUAUGGGUUUUGUUGGCAUUAAGAAAACGACAGAUUGUCAGCAGACUUUUAUUUGAAAGGAUGCAGAAAAAGAAGAAGAGGAGCAGGGAAUGAAAAUAAUUAGAUCUGUCUUCUCUCUAGACGUGAGCCCGAGAAUGAAAAGGAAAGAAUGAAAAGUCAGAAAAUACUUUUUUCUUAGCAGUGAUGCAACCAAAAGGAAGGAGUGAGGGCAGGCGAAUAGGAACAAGGUUUAGAAACCUCUCGAGUUUGAGCAUUUAUUGAUCCCGGGUUUAAUUCAUGUUCAGGUGAGUGUGGUUUGGUUUUUGACUUCUGAUGUACAGUAACCUGUCGACAAACCACAGACAGAUCAUCGGUUUAAACAGCAGCAGUAACCUCUGUGUUUGUAAAGGACUUAACUAACACACUGUGUCUUUCUGUUUCUCGUGUCAUGCUGUCUGAAUAUUUUAAGCGUCAUCUCUGCACACAGUAAAAGUUUAUAUUUACUGAAAUCUGAAGAGACUGUUUAAGUACGUCGGACUGGAGAUUUCUAGACGUUGCAGACUAUUUUGAUACACGGGCUCCUGUCCACGUUUGGGAAGGUUAUAUUUUACUCUUGUGUGUAUCCAGUAAGUCGUGUUUUUGGGGUUUCUUGUCUUGCUGUGUGGAUUGCAUCCCAGUCAUGUACUGAAUAAAUCUUCACUCAGCCAUGA
This is a messenger RNA of Oreochromis aureus, 4973 nucleotides long. It is a transcript of the gene nebl, whose product is annotated as nebulette. The record is from RefSeq and is a predicted model, not a curated record. The transcript is spliced from 8 exons. Bases 268 to 1203 code for a protein of 311 amino acids. Lineage: Eukaryota; Metazoa; Chordata; Actinopteri; Cichliformes; Cichlidae. Gene Ontology annotation, molecular function: actin filament binding. Gene Ontology annotation, cellular component: focal adhesion.